Molecule: messenger RNA, 3169 nt
Organism: Carassius gibelio (silver crucian carp)
Lineage: Eukaryota; Metazoa; Chordata; Actinopteri; Cypriniformes; Cyprinidae
Product: histone-lysine N-methyltransferase KMT5B
Exons: 10
Coding region: 648-3065 (805 amino acids)
Cellular component (GO): nucleus
Molecular function (GO): histone H4K20 methyltransferase activity; protein binding
Source: RefSeq, a predicted model, not a curated record
GCUUUUCCGGGUGUCGCCUAGCAAUCGCGCAGUUAGCUGCAUGUUAGGCCAAGUGUGAUACUCAUUUUAUUAUCGGAUAAUGGCAGCAUUUUUAAAAUAAUUUUAGAUAAAAUUGAUGGGGUCUAAUCAUGAUCUUAUGUGUAUUAUUACAGUGUUGGAAUAUCCGUCAGGAAGUCUGUUUUAAAUAUCUUUGCUCUGCCGGUCAGGCAAGUCUCAUUGUUUUGUUAGCUCGAUGCUAAGCUAGUUAGCGUUCAUCGAAUGUUUACUUUAACUGCUAUUUUAGGCUGUUAGCCCACAUUAAGAGACCUAACUCGUUGCACACUUUAGAGUCAUUACGUUACAUUAAAAUUGCGUUUAGGUUUCAAUAAAGCAGUAAGUUGGGGCAUAGACUAAAUUGGUGUGUUAAUGUGGUUUGUGUUGGGAUUUAAAUACAACGUCGCUUAACGUUACAUGGGAGCGUUUUAACCACAAUGGAGAAGUAUGCUAAUGUGAAGUAUCAAGUGACAAGAAGCAAGUUUGAUUGAAAGUUUCCUGGCAGAUAAGGCGACAGAUCCAGCUUCAACCCAGUGUUUUCUGCUGUCUCCUUGUUGAAUGGUUUCACAGAAGCUCAAUGCGCCUUCUCCAGACUGCCAGCUGGUAUGAAGUAGAUGGGAGAAUCCAAGAACAUGGUGCUGAAUGGCAGGAGACAUGGCAGCAAGUUCUCCAGUAAUCAGCCCGUAAGCAAGUCCAGGCUGCAAAACACACAGAGAGCUCAUCUUCGUCAAAGCAAGGGCUCCCCGAGUGCUAGAAGAUGCAGUCGACGUUGUGGUGGGGCGCCCCCGGAGGCAGAAAGGCGCCAUGUCCCCUCAUCGGGAAUGACUGCCAAGGAGCUGUGUGAAUAUGAUGAUCUGAGCACCAGUUUGAUCCUGGAUCCUUACCUUGGCUUCCAGACACACAAGAUGAACACCAGGUUUCGACCAAUUAAAGGUCGCCAAGGGGAGCUGAGGGAAGUGAUCAAGCUUUUUAAGAAGCAUGACAACCUGGAAAAAGCUUUUCAGGCUUUGACUGCUGGCGACUGGACGAGACAUCACUUCCUCAACAAGACUAAGUCCCAAGAAAAGCUCUUCAAAGCGCAUGUGUUUGUUUACCUACGCAUGUUUGCUUCGGACAGCGGCUUUGAGAUCCUUUCUUGUAAUCGCUACUCUUCUGAGCAAAACGGAGCCAAAAUAGUAGCAACAAAAGAUUGGAAGAGGAAUGAUAAAAUUGAACAUCUUGUGGGCUGCAUUGCUGAGCUGUCUCCCAGUGAAGAGAGGAUGUUGCUUCGACAUGGAGAGAAUGAUUUCAGUGUCAUGUACUCGACACGCAAAAACUGCGCGCAACUCUGGCUUGGACCUGCGGCUUUUAUUAACCAUGAUUGCCGACCAAAUUGCAAGUUUGUGUCAACAGGUCGAGACACCGCCUGUGUGAAGGUUUUGCGCGACAUUGAACCGGGGGAAGAGAUCUCCUGUUACUAUGGAGAUGGAUUCUUUGGAGAAAACAAUGAAUUCUGUGAAUGCUAUACUUGUGAAAGACGUGGAACUGGAGCUUUCAAGUCGAAAGCAGGGUUGCCCGUGGAGACUCCAGUGAUCAAUAGCAAGUACGGCCUCAGAGAGACAGACAAGCGUCUGAACAGACUGAAGAAGCUGGGAGAAAGUUGCAGGAACUCCGACAGCCAGUCUGUCAGCUCCAAUGCAGAGGCAGACUCUCAGGAACCAACCACUGUACAAACAUCAUUACGUAAGAGGACUUCACAGUCCUGUGGCAGAAAGCACGGCGAAGCUAAAGCUAUAACGAGGCAAACUCUGUCAAGCCCUUCUUCUUCUACCUCAUCCUCUAAACGAAGUCAAACAAAUAUUUCGAGUUUACCAAAGAGACUUAAUUCAAAGCCCACACACCCUUUGCCUAAAGGAAGACAACGGUGUCGAGGCGUAUGGACGAAAUCUUCUAGCCGAGUGAGUGCUAGUGGUGAUCUCAAGGAGCCCUCCAGACAAGAUGCAGACAGACGCAGCUCCGGAGGCAAAGGCAGUGUAGCGCGCCAAUCAGAAAACAAUCAGAGCUCUUCGAAGGGUGCUUCCCCAAGCAAGGACAGCAUACUUUGCCCUUACAGAACUCGUAGGUCCACGAGGACCUCUCUCGGUGCUCAGGGGGCUGACGGCACGCAGGCAUUAAGUCAGCCGUCUAGCCCAGGUGUAGUCCUCAAGUCAGAGCCUGGAGAGCUCUUUCCCGUGACACCAGGGCACCAGAUGAACACCCCUAGUUUGGAGACCAGCUGUCCAAGGAAAGGGACGUGUCCCAGACGCAGGAGGACAAUAAAACAGGAAGAGUCCGCCUCCUAUGGUGAGUCCUUCCUCCAGGAGGGCGUGCCCGACCUGCGCCACGCGGUUCGGGCUGCAGAUGUAGCAGACUGUGGGAAGGUGGUGCUCGGCCUGCCGGACUGCCACCAGCACUACAACGGCUCGGCUAAAAGCAGCAAGUCCCUGCGCCGAGGCAAGGGCAAGAAGAAGCGGCAGAUCACGCGCUACGACGCUCAGCUGAUUCUGCAGAACAACUCAGGCAUUCCCAAGAUAACACUACGCCGGCGUCGAGACAGCAGCAGCAGUAAGAACGAGACCAGAGAGGCCAGCUCCUCCAGCUCUUCCAAAAUCAGCAUCAAGUUCAGCAAAGAGCACGAGAAUGACCGGAGCAGCUCGUACGUGGCCAAACUGAACAAUGGCUUCAGCCACGGCUCCCACAGCAGCUCCACCAAGCUCAAGAUCCAGCUGAAGCGGGAGGAAGACAGCGCGGGGUUGCAUCGCUCUUACCCGGAGGAUGUCACCUUAGAAGAGGGGGAUGUACUGGAUCACAAUGCGGGCGCUCAGGUUGGUCAGAGCAUGGAAGUGGAAUCCCUGUCCUCUGAGGACGAAGAAGAGGACUACUUUGAUAACGAGGAUGAUUUCAUCCCGCUCCCACCAGCAAAACGCCUGCGGCUCAUCGUGGGCAAAGAUUCCAUAGACAUUGACAUUUCUUCCAGACGACGAGAAGAUCAGUCCCUCAGACUCAAUGCAUAAGCUGUGUAAAUAUCCAUUGUUCCAAUCAUGUUCAUUUUGAACACAUGUAAUUUAAAUAGAAAAUGCAAAUGUAUAAUUAAAUCAUGGCAAAGUAUCUUUCUUUA